AUGCCAGCCGGCGCGCAACUAGUCGAAACCCCGGCAUCAAUAGCCUUCCCGAAGGCGAAACCUUACUGGUUUCCCCCUACGCUGAAGCACCCUGCAUGCCGCGCUUUCUUCAUCAACAUCAAUAUAAUAACAAUGGCGAGACUGCAGCAACGGCGCGGAGGACUCAAGUCGAAGGGCCGCAAAUGGAUGGCCCUUUGCGCAUGCGGAGUUCUGGCACUGUCCAGCGGCAGCGCCUUCGCAGAGAUGCGCGAGGCGGAACAGGUUUUGCAGACCUUGGACGAGGGGUCGGCACCGUCGCCCAACAACGUCGUGUUGUGUUCAGUGGCAGGGGCCAGGACCGAAGACAACAUCGAGCACCACAAUGUCGAACUGGCCGAGGGAAAACUCUCUACCGCCUUCCAGUGCGCAUCUGGAACCAAUGCCGUUCCAGCGGAGCCGACACAAGUGUGUGUUUACAAAUCCCAGACGCUGGCCAAAUGCAACAGUGGGGGGACGAGCCUGACACAACUUCUCGGGACUAGCAACAACGUCACAUGGACAAAGGAAAGCGUAGACCUGCAGCCGAAGAAUAAGGCUGAAAGGAGGACGCUGCAGCUCACAGCCUCCGACCUCCCCUUUACUGACACAUACUUCUUCGUCGGUUGCCAAAACUCCAGUUCAAAUAAGGACUGUCAAGUUGACAUCACUGUCAAAGCUAGAUCCUCCUCUGUCGCUGAGAAUGUUGUCACCUGCGCCUACGGCUCAGACAGCAACCGUAGCACAUUGACGGUGGAAAUGACCCAAGAGAAGAACACGUUGACAUUGGCUUGCGGUAAGGCUGGCUCUAUCACCCCGGAGUCCUACGACGCCAACUACUGCGAGGACGACACCUUGAAGCCAUGCAAGAAGAGCUACAGAGAUAUUUUGCCCAAAUUCGAAGACACCUGGUGGACCAAAGAGACGAAGGAGGGCUCCCCGGUUGUGCUAACGAUUCCGAAAGAAGGCUUCCCGGAAUCGGACCAGCAGUUCUACGUCGGAUGCAUUCUUAAUCCAGUCGGAGGAAAUGAUAUUUCCUCUCGUGCCGACCAACCGGCGCCGUCCCCUGCUGACAAGGUUCCGACGCCCUGCAAGGUGCACGUGACGGUGAAGGCUGCGGGCGCUGCUUCCGCUGCACCUUCGAUCGCACGCGCAGCUACUGCAGCCGCUUCUGGCGCCGUUGGGUUUGCUGGUCUUUUUAGUCGCUCGUGA
Molecule: messenger RNA, 1227 nt
Organism: Besnoitia besnoiti
Lineage: Eukaryota; Apicomplexa; Conoidasida; Eucoccidiorida; Sarcocystidae
Product: SAG-related sequence
Exons: 2
Coding region: 1-1227 (408 amino acids)
Cellular component (GO): membrane
Source: RefSeq, a predicted model, not a curated record